GACGAUAUGAAAAGUCACCUUUCUGUUGUGUUCAAACGAUAUAUGAGUAUUCUUUCUCGAAAACAUAUUACUUGGAAACCAGUUGGUUAUAAUAAUAAUAAUAAUAAUAGUGGAAUAGUUUCCCAUUCGUUAAAGAAAAUAACGUGGACAAAAGAACGACCCAAAGUCGAGCCAUCACAGCAAGUCCAAGUUACUUAUGAACCGAUACCAACUAAGAAACCAACGAAACCUCAUAAAGCUUCCAUGUUGGUAACCACCAAGAGAAAGCAAAGCAACGACGAUUUUACGGUACAUUUCGCCAACACUGUGGAUGUAGAAACCAAAGAAGACUUGUCUCAUGUAGAACGACCUGUUCACCAAGAAGAAGAAGACUCGAUGAUUUAUCAAACACUUUACAGAGGAGACAAUAUAAUGCAAUUGACGGAAAAGGAAUAUCUCAAGUUUCGAGGUAUCGUUGGGAAAUUGUUUCGAUCAGGAGAGAAAGACCAACGUCUUUUAUUACCUUGUGCAGUUACAGAACCUUUUAUGGAGACUUCCAUCGUCAGUGUUCCGAUAGAGCAACAAAAGACUGCAAGUGUCGCUGUGAUUGGACUACCUAAUGCAGGCAAAUCUACGUUGUUGAAUAGACUUUUAGGAAACAAAGUAGUUGCAGUAUCUAGAAAGAGAAAUACUACCAGGAAAACUCAUAGUGUGUAUGUGACUAGAGAUGAAAAGCAAUUGUUGAUUUACGAUACUCCUGGGAUGAUUGGUAGUGAUGAUGCUGCUAAAGUUCAUCAUGAACGAGCAUUUCUUGUAGCUGCUUGGAAUGCUGCUUGGAAUGCUGAUGUAUGUUUUGUUAUUGUGGAUUGUAGUUGUAGAAUUGCUAGAGAAGCUACCAAAAGAAUGUUAAUAGAACUGAAACAACGGAUGGAGGAACAAGGAAAGGAAUUUAUUAGGAAUAUAUUGACUCAACAAGAAGCCGAGAGUAUUCAAAAGAAUGAAGUUAGAGAAGAGCAAAUAAGAAGCAACAACAAACAAGUUUGGAUUUUGGGUUUGAACAAAGUAGAUCACUUAGCCAAUCGCCAGUAUCUUCCGGAUAUGGCAAAGGAAUUUUAUGAUACUUUUCCAUUUGCUAUGAGCUUUAUGAUAUCUGCCAAAAAGGAUAAAGGAAUCGAUCACGUACGAGACUUUCUUUUUGAAAUGUGCAGACCUGGUCCUUGGUUAUCACCUCUUGCUAUUCCAUAUGGUGGUUCUUUUGUAGAUAUGAUGGAAGAUAUACUUCGUGAAAAAUUGUUGCAUUGUGUACAUUUUGAAGUUCCUUACCAUGCCAAGUUUCAGUUGGAGAGUUGUAAACUGAUAUCUUCUGGAGUCAUUGCUAUUGAAGAACGAAUGCUGUUGGAACGAAAGUCUCAAAUAGGAAUGGUGUUGGGUCCUCGAGGUUCCAACUUGAAGUGGAUACAACGAGCAGCGGAAAGAGAUCUCAGUCAGUCCUGGAAGUUGCCAGUUAUUUUGUAUUUGAAUGUCAAGUCGGAAUCAUCUUGAAUCGAUUAUUAUUCACUAGAAAUGAUAUG
This is a messenger RNA of Galdieria sulphuraria, 1550 nucleotides long. RefSeq names its product GTP-binding protein Era. The transcript has 2 exons. The coding region runs from base 7 to 1521 and encodes 504 amino acids. The record is from RefSeq and is a predicted model, not a curated record. Lineage: Eukaryota; Rhodophyta; Bangiophyceae; Galdieriales; Galdieriaceae. Gene Ontology annotation, biological process: ribosomal small subunit assembly. Gene Ontology annotation, molecular function: ribosomal small subunit binding; GTP binding; rRNA binding.